This is a messenger RNA of Diprion similis, 2515 nucleotides long. RefSeq names its product coiled-coil domain-containing protein 22 homolog. The record is from RefSeq and is a predicted model, not a curated record. The coding region runs from base 151 to 1920 and encodes 589 amino acids. NCBI's taxonomy places the organism in Eukaryota, Metazoa, Arthropoda, Insecta, Hymenoptera, Diprionidae. Gene Ontology annotation, biological process: positive regulation of ubiquitin-dependent protein catabolic process. The transcript has 7 exons. Gene Ontology annotation, molecular function: cullin family protein binding.
CGCGCCAUCUGUUAGCCUCGUCUCGCAACCUCCUGACAGUUAUAUAUGACAGUUUGGUCGUCGACAGAGGUUAGAAUCAGAAGACGAAGAAUACGAGGCGGCCUCUGAAUCUUCGCCCUAUUUUCACGUCGGUUCGUGCACUCAUGUGCCAUGGAGGAGGUUGACAACAUUAUUAUUCAUUCCCUGCGACAAAUCGGCUGCAACGUCGAAGAAGAUGUGACCAGCUUGGGCCGAUUCAACACCGAACUUGUUGUCGAGGCCACCGUUAGGUGCCUGGAUAUCAUUCGCCCUGGACUCGGCAUUUCCACGAUUGUGCCUGCAAACAUGGCAGCUAGAUUUAGAUUGGGGGCUACACUGGCUCAAGCAUGCUCGGAACUUGGGUAUCGAGGCGAUAUUGGCUACCAGACGUUCCUCUAUAGCUCGGAGGUCGACCUUCGACGAUUGUUCAUGUUCCUUAUUGAAAAAUUACCUAAGGAAAGCGACAAGUCUUUAAACGAACCGACUAGCAGAGUUGCUCUGCUUGAACGUCAAAUAUCUGGGGCAGUUUCCAGGGAUCUUUCUCUCCCAUGGCUACCGCACUAUUGUCACAAACGUGGCGUUAGAAACAAGGGAUGCACAGAUAGGCGAUAUCGGAGCGUGGACUUGGAUAUAUCAACCCAAGGCCUAGGAGACGAUUUCCAAGACUAUCGUGUUCACUAUCAGAAACCAAUCACUGAUCAAGUACCGGAUGAUGAAUAUCUUGUGCCUUCUCUUGUAUCACAUAAUGCUAAGUUAAUUCAUGAGUCUGCUACUAAUAUUAUCGAAAGGCUCCAGUGGCUCGAUACGCACAGAUUGAACGACGAGACAGUGGAAGAUAAGGUGUACAGCAAAAACGAUGUUCAGAGCAGGUUUACUUUGAAUCAGAGAUUGCAAUUUUCACAAUAUAAUUUUGUUCCACAGAAUACUCCAAGCGAAGAAAAGAUUCCAGUUACCCAAACACGUGCAGAGACAGUAACGUCAUUGAGUCGAGAAGAAAGGCGAGAAUUGAAAAUAGAUCAAGUGAAAUUAGAGUGUGAGAGUUUGAGAAGUAAUUUAGAUGAACUUCAAGUAAACGUGAAACAAUUAUCGUCAAAAUUGUCCCAAGUGCACGUGACUUUGAGUAACGCAGAAAAAGAAGUCAAGGAUUCCGAGGAAAGGAGAAAAAUCAAAGCUAGAACUUAUGAUUUACUUCCAAAUGGUGAAGAAAACAUUCAAAAAUUAGAGGCAAUGGUUGAAGCUAGCGCUAACAAAUUAAUUAAUCUUGCAACUCAGUGGGAACGGCAUCGACGUCCGUUGGUGGAGAAAUACAGAGACGAGAGAGCCAAGUAUUCGACAAAAGCCAGCACGAGUCGCAAAAAAUUGGACGAAAUAAGAUUAUUGAGAGAAAAAGAAAAGGAGCUCAUCGAAGAAUCUCGUAACAAAGAUCAACAAUGUACUCAGCUACUUGCAGAGAUACCAAAAUUACCAAAAGAAGUCAACAGAUCCGCCUACACUCAGCGUAUAUUAGAAAUAAUCAACAACGUAAGAAAACAGAGGUGCGAAAUAGACAAAGUAUUGGCUGACACUCGAGAGAUACAGAAGGAUAUAAACACCCUUACUGGACGAUUGGAAAGGUCGUUCACAGUCGCGGAUGAACUGAUUUUUAAGGAUGCAAAAACAAACGAGGCUUCGAGAAAAGCUUACAAACUAUUGGCUACUCUACAUUCAGACUGUGCAGAACUUGUAACGUUAGUAGAGGAAACUGGGGCUACAGUGCGAGAAAUAAGAGAUUUAGAAGAACAGAUAGAUUCCGAAUCAGCUAAAAACGUCGGGGCAAAUCUUGAAAGAAUUACUGCGGAUUUGAAGCAAAUGAAACAAGAAACUGCUACACUGAUGACCCAGCUCCAGAAUAAAAAUUCGUGAUAGCUCCGAUACGUGGUCUGUAGAUUUAAGUAACUGCCUUCCGAGGUCUAAGUUGUAAUUGUUAAUCGUUGAUAAAAAAAAAGAGAAAUAGGGCGCUUGCACGGGCCCAAUCAAUGCUUGUAACUGCCGCUAAAGUACGUAAUAAUAAUCGUUUGAGCACGGCCAUCGAGUAGAAGAAAAUUGAUGGAAAAAAUAAACAGAAGAGCAUCAUCGCUCAAAUGAUAUUAAUUGCGAAGCCUAAGAUUAGAAGAUUCCAAAUUUUCAACAUCGUGUAGUUUAUUUUCUUAAUUUUCCUACGCAGAGCUUCAAAUUGAUAAAAUUUGUCAUCAUUAUGCAUAAAAUAUAAAUAAUUAUACACAACAGUACACAAAUAUCAUAAUAUCAAGCUUGUGAAUAAAUAUGUACAAAUAUGUAAAAGCUUGAUAGUAUACAUCUACUUUACAAUGGACUCAAUGACUACAAAUAUACUGUAACUAUAAGUAACAGAACGUGGCAGUUUUUUGCAAUGGACUUCAUCGACCCAGUUGUGACUGACUUAAGCUAUUAUUUUAUGAGGUUGAACGCAAAGUGUAAUUGUUAACAAAUGUAACCAUUA